Molecule: messenger RNA, 1354 nt
Organism: Phanerochaete carnosa HHB-10118-sp
Lineage: Eukaryota; Fungi; Basidiomycota; Agaricomycetes; Polyporales; Phanerochaetaceae
Exons: 8
Coding region: 62-1354 (430 amino acids)
Biological process (GO): ATP metabolic process; proton transmembrane transport
Cellular component (GO): fungal-type vacuole membrane
Molecular function (GO): ATP binding; proton-transporting ATPase activity, rotational mechanism
Source: RefSeq, a predicted model, not a curated record
GCAGCUUCAGUGACGACCAACACCUCGGACGACCCUAAGCACACCGCCAACACUCGUAGCAAUGGCUGGCGCAUUACAGAACGCGAAGAGGGACCUCCCCAAGGUCCGCGACGAGGAGCGCGAGUCGCGCUUCGGACAAGUCUUUGGCGUGUCCGGUCCCGUCGUCGUCGCUGAGAAUAUGGCUGGUUCAGCCAUGUACGAACUCGUCCGCGUCGGCCACGAUGAACUUGUAGGAGAGGUUAUCAGGAUCGAUGCCGACAAGGCUACAAUUCAAGUUUAUGAGGAAACAUCUGGAGUUACUGUUGGUGACCCAGUACUACGGACAGGAAAGCCAUUGAGCGUCGAGCUAGGCCCGGGUCUUAUGGAGAACAUUGUCGAUGGCAUUCAGCGGCCUCUGCGAUCUAUCCAAGAACUGUCCAAAUCUAUCUACAUUCCCAGGGGUAUCAACACCGAGGCCUUGGACAGGAAUCUCAUGUGGGACUUCGAGCCGCUCAACUUCGCGGUUGGAGACCAUAUAUCUGGUGGCGAUAUCUUUGGAAAGGUGUACGAGAACUCCUUGGUCGAUGAACACAAGAUUAUGCUACCGCCUCGUGCGCUCGGUACCAUUACUCGGAUCGCGCCGAAGGGCAGUUUUGCGGUCGAUGACAUCGUUCUGGAGACUGAAUUUGAGGGCAAGGUGUCGAGACACACGAUGAUGCACGUCUGGCCCGUCCGUGCACCUCGACCUGUAGCGGAGAAGCACACCGCGAACUUCCCUUUGCUUACGGGCCAGCGCAUUCUCGAUGCUCUCUUCCCUUGCGUACAGGGGGGUACUACGGCCAUUCCAGGAGCUUUCGGAUGCGGCAAGACGGUCAUUUCGCAGGCCAUCUCGAAGUUUUCAAACAGUGACAUCAUGAUUUACGUCGGUUGUGGUGAACGAGGAAACGAGAUGGCCGAAGUCUUGAUGGACUUCCCCGAGCUCACAAUGGAGGUCGGUGAUCGACAAGAACCCAUCAUGAAGCGCACAACGCUUGUUGCCAACACCUCUAACAUGCCCGUGGCCGCACGUGAAGCUUCUAUCUACACCGGCAUCACGCUGGCUGAAUAUUGGCGCGAUCAAGGCAAGAAUGUCGCGAUGAUGGCUGAUUCGACGUCUCGCUGGGCCGAGGCUCUUCGUGAAAUUUCUGGUCGUCUCGCAGAAAUGCCUGCUGAUUCUGGAUAUCCGGCGUACCUUGGUACUAAGCUUGCCAGCUUCUAUGAGCGCGCAGGCAAAGUUACUUGCCUGGGUAACCCCGUUCGCCAGGGCACUGUUUCCAUUGUCGGCGCCUUUUGCUCGAAGCCAGACAGCGGAACUGCAUGCUAUAGGCAGCAUUGA